Exophiala oligosperma is the source of this 1797-nucleotide messenger RNA. RefSeq lists its product as uncharacterized. Lineage: Eukaryota; Fungi; Ascomycota; Eurotiomycetes; Chaetothyriales; Herpotrichiellaceae. Gene Ontology annotation, molecular function: zinc ion binding; DNA-binding transcription factor activity, RNA polymerase II-specific. The transcript is spliced from 4 exons. The coding region runs from base 1 to 1797 and encodes 598 amino acids. Gene Ontology annotation, biological process: regulation of transcription by RNA polymerase II. The record is from RefSeq and is a predicted model, not a curated record.
AUGGCAAACGGCACUCGUCCUCCUUCAAGAUCUGUGCCGCGGUCAAGGAAUGGCUGUGCGACAUGUCGCGUGAGGAAGCUGAAAUGUGAUGAGUUUCAUCCAAUCUGUGGACGAUGUUCAAAAGCGAGAUUGAGUUGCGACUGGAAUUUACCAACAAGGGCAACUCGAGGAGGAGCUUCACAAGCCUCGGCCAGCACCGUCGUAACCUCGCGACCUCUGGCUCCCGCCCCUCGUCCUCUCCGUCUGCGAUCUCCCUCUGUCAUUACCACCACGGAUACGAAGAGCCCGGCUUCGAUGGACAGCGGGAGCACCUCAACUACAAUCUUCACCUUUGCUGGCAGUAGUUCUGAACAUGCUUCCCCAAGCAUCAAUUUGUCACUCUCCAGGUUGACCCAAACGCACGAAGUUGCGCGUGCAAGCCCGAGUUCAAGUCCCACCCGGGACCUCUCAGCACCUUCGCACUCAGCGUUCCCCGCUUCACAUGCUGCUUUGGCCGAUUCCUUGAGACUCACUCCACAGGAUCGACAGGCCUUUUUGUAUGUUCCUGGCUCGGUCUUAGUUCUCCGCUUUGGUAAGCCAUUUGAGUGGAGUAGCAUAUCCUAUGUCUAUUCGAACAUAGCAAACACAUAUGCGGGCGUUAUGAGAGUGUUCAUAGCUGGCGCAUCCAUGGAGCUGCGCUCGAAAGAACUUCUCGAUAUUCAUAAAGGUGAGUUCGCGCCAGAAAAGCUUGAGCGAGCUCGACGUCUGGAAGAGUCUGCAACUAGCCACUACCUACUAGCUCUCAAAGACUUGUCCGGUCUGGUAGAGCAUAUCACUUCAACAGGCGGAACAAAAGAUGAAGUGGAUGCCCUUUUUUCCAUGUGGUUUCUGAUUCUCCAUUUCGGUUUCUAUCAGUCCCAGUGUGUUGGUGCAGCGCAUCUGCACCUAAAUGGGAUUCGAUCCUUCCUCAAGCCAUAUCUCAGAUCCUGUGCUGAGCAGGGCAAGGAUGGGCUCCCAUUGGUAUCACGACAGCUACUCUAUUACAUUUCCUACCUGGACAUACAUCUCGCAUUUGGAAGCAAAGAAGGCGGCAAACUAUGGACAGAUCUACUUUCCGAAGAUGCCCAGUCGCCCUUUUCUCAUGAUGGUCUAUUUCAUGGUGCAAGAUCAUGUCUGGCCAAGUUAUGGGGCCCUCAAUAUCCAACCAGUGAAUUGUUCGAUGACCUGGAAAAUUACAGGCCGCUUCACUUCUUGCAUCUGUGCCAGAAGCCCAAAAUUGGGAUCCUGAAUCUGGCGACCGUUUCGAACCUUGGCUAUAAUGACAGGGAAGGACGACAUCGGCUGUGGAAACAGAUCACGAAAUUGUCAGAGGAAUUUGCCGAUAUGUUAGAACUGGCAGAUAGAGUCCCCGACUCAGGUGGCAGGAGACUCAUAUGGACCUUAUACCAUGCGACGCUCGACUUCUAUGCACUCCAGGUCCUGUACUCGUGCCUGGACCCCCAUGAUGAACACCCACCGUGGCUCGAUCGGAUUCUAGCGACCAUUAUUAGCAUCGGGUACAAAGCUGUGAGAGAGGAUCCUCGGCAAUUGUAUCGCCUGGUCUGGCCCCUUGCUAUUGCAAUGGUAAGAACGAGGGAUUUAGUCCAUCUCGAUUGGCUCAAGGACCAGCUUGUCCGAGCUCAACUUCUCUUUCCCAACUUGAGCUUUCCCCAGGCGGCCUGGAACAGGGUAGGACCUUUGGGUCAGCUCCUCGUAGAAGCAGACCGAACGUGUCGUUCUGCAUGUAUAACAGCAGAUCAGCAACUAUUGAAUGGAUAA